CAGCAAAGUCUAUUAACUAGUUUUGUUGAACAAAAAAUAGUGACUGUUAUCCUAUUAAUUUAAAUCCUAGCUCGCUUUUCUGUGGGCCGGACGGCCGUUUCCGGGGUCCUUCAGGGGGUCCUCGGACCCUCGUUUUGAGAGCAUAGUUCUGGGCUCCUCGGGAAGCUUCUAUGAGGAGUGAGUGAAGGAAGUCACAGCCCAUGUUUGGAAAUGUUCUCCCAGGGGCGCUGCAGCAGCAGCCGGUGGAGCUACAGUCAGCUGGACAGCUCGGAGUUGACCGCACACGGGAUUUGUUUUUACUCCGGAACGGAUCAGCCUUGUGACGGGUGUUCAUCAUCAUGGCUCAGGCAAAAAUACAGGCGAAGAUGAACGAGGCUACCUUUAGCAAGUUCAGCAGGACGCUAUCCAUGGCAGAUCGCUCGGGGCGGCUGCUGGAAAGUUUGGACCAGCUGGAAAUGAGGGUGGAGUCUUUACGGGAAGCGGCAUCGGCCAUGGAGCAGGAAAGGGAGUGCAUCCUGGAAAUGAUUCAAUCUCUACAGAACAGUCAAGAAAUGCGUAACAUCUGUGCUGGAGAGAGAGAGGAGUUAACUUUAACUGCAGACCGUUUAAUGGGCCGGACGCUGUCUGUGGAAAUCUCUGUUGGGACAAUCAGAAACCCGCAGCAGGAGGAGGCGCUACAAAAAGCCACAUCCAUCAUAGAUGAAAUAGUGAAAAAGUUGCUGGACGACAUGGAGGGGAGCAGGCAGAAGCUGCUGGCCCUGCACGCCGCAUGUGUGACUGAAGCACCGGCCAUUCCCAUCGACCAGAAGUUUCAGGCCAUUGUGAUCGGUUGCGCUCUGGAGGACCAGAAGAACAUAAAGCGGAGGCUGGAGACUCUAUUGAGAAAUGUUGAAAAUGCUGAAAAGAACAUCAAGAUUAUGGAUCAUCAAAAACUCGAGAACACAAAAGCAAACGGUAGUCAAUAAGACUCAUCACCAAAGCAUUAAAUGUGCCUUGAAUGUUCGCUUUCAGAAGGCUGCUACUUGUAGCAAGAAAAGUGAGCAACAAAUAUCCCGUUUUACCAAAUCAUUGUCAUUUUUACAUUGAUCUACUUAAUAUUGGUUACUUAAUGUUUAUACAAUGUACGUGUGUGUUCACAUAUGCACCUAGUGCAGUAAAAGAUGCUGAACAGCAAUGAAUUAAACAACUCUUUUUGUUUCAUUGCCUCACUUUUAAAUUUAGGUAGUUGAUUUUGUAAGUGCACGCACUACCUCUUUGUGUGAAAUCAACACAAGAUAUAUGGAUUUUAUUUUGUAUUUGCACAUGAGUUUUAUUUCAGAUCACGUGUCAAAAAACGAAAUAAACCUGUUGUCUUAUGAGUGUCGGGCAGAGACUUCUUUAAAUAUACAGUGCAGCAUGUGGCAAGUGCCUCUGUUUAUUUAGGAAUGUCCACACACGUGGUGUAGAGGAUAAUCUAUAGGACAAAUUUAAAAAUCGAGACUUACAACACUUAGUUGUUUUGUGUCAAAUAGAAAAACAAUGUCAGCAGUGCAAAGGGCAUACAAUGUUUUAAGUAAGUAAAGGUUGCCUUUGUCUAGGAGCCCUACAUAUUAUCACUUGCUCUUCCCCAGCGGAUGGCAUUUGAGCAAACUCAUCUAUUGUUUGGCAUUUGGCAUAAGGAUAUGAAAUAACAUAGAAUAUGAGGAUCAUGAGGUAUGAGUUUCUCGUGUCAAGGUACUAAGAGCAAGGCUAAACUUCUACACCCAUGUUAGUUGUUUAUUAACUUGUAAAACUGCCACGGGUACAGACAACCAUCUUUUAUCCAAACUGUCUGCACUUCUAAAAUUAUCUAACCUUAUUCACUCUAACUAAAUGUACCCAGUUAAAAUAAUAACAACAUUCUGGUUAAAGAAACUGUCAUGAAAUCAUACAAUGGAUGCUCAAGAAAUUUUUUAUUUAUAUCAGAUUGCCACCAAACACUGCCUCGCCAACAAAACAACAGACACACAGUUGUGUGGCACACUCCAGGGUGUGACACAACAAAACUGCAAGUUGUGUCGUUUUUCUCAGGCUGAAAGCCAACACAAGUUGGUUUGUCUUUCUAAAGGUGUGAAUCUGCUAAUGAAGUCAUGUGAGAAAAAGUAAAAGUAAAAUUAAGACACAAAGAUUACACCUGAGUGACAGCACUUAAGUAUGGUUAGUUUUAACUGCUGAUUCUUUAAAAUUAUACGCCAUCUUAAUGAUAAAGUGCAGUGAAUCAAGUCAGUCAAAAGACAAAGUAAACACAAACUAGCACAAGCUUGAGAAAAACAUUACUUACAGAUCUACUGUGAAGGCAAUUAAAAAAAACAAAACAGCAAAAGGGUGGAUUAAAAUGUGUACUCUGAAGAAUGUAAACAUUGACAAGGCAUUGUAAUGAUUAAACAUUCACUGAUAUGGGAGGGGAAAAGGCCUGCAUGCAUUACAGUUAUGCCACUUUGCUUGUCUUCAAAACAGCAGUUUACAAAAAAAAAAAACCCUAAUGG
Messenger RNA from Haplochromis burtoni (Burton's mouthbrooder), 2504 nucleotides. It is a transcript of the gene bag2, whose product is annotated as BCL2 associated athanogene 2. Gene Ontology annotation, biological process: protein stabilization. The coding region runs from base 339 to 965 and encodes 208 amino acids. The transcript has 3 exons. The record is from RefSeq and is a predicted model, not a curated record. Lineage: Eukaryota; Metazoa; Chordata; Actinopteri; Cichliformes; Cichlidae. Gene Ontology annotation, molecular function: adenyl-nucleotide exchange factor activity; protein-folding chaperone binding.